Molecule: messenger RNA, 3648 nt
Organism: Geosmithia morbida
Lineage: Eukaryota; Fungi; Ascomycota; Sordariomycetes; Hypocreales; Bionectriaceae
Product: Zinc-finger domain of monoamine-oxidase A repressor R1
Source: RefSeq, a predicted model, not a curated record
AUGCCGCCUUCAUUUCACCCCCAGGCCAAGUUUGAUCCAAUACCUCCGGACUUGGACCUCGAUGGCCUGGUUGAUCGAACACCGAAUUUUAAAUGGGUCCAACGAGUCACCAGGAGCCAGAUCAGGAACCUAGGCCAACGAGAAUUUGAGAAAGUGGUUCUGAUGCACGUUCUCCUCGGUGGGAAGCCUUUGGUUAUCGGGAGGUGGAAUGACGUCCUCCCCAAUUGGCUUUUUAAUGUAAAUUGGCUCGAGAAGACAUAUGACAAGAAGGAGGAGAAUGUGCGUGACAUUGGCACCGGGUCCGACAUCCCUAUGACUACUGGCCACUACCUUCGAUCGAUGAAGACGCUGGCGAACCAGUGGACACCAACCAACUUCCGGGAUGAGCGACGACAGCGCCUGUACCUCAAAGAUAUCGACUGCCCUGCCGAGUGGCAUGAUUCUUUACGGAAGAUUAUACAUCCAGCUCUCUUCUACCUUAACGAGAAUGUCGCUGGCAAUGAUCCCAGCUUGAACAACAUCUUCAGGAGCGAGGCAGAAACUGCACCCGUCGGGGACUUGAUGUCUAGCCUGCCGCAAGAAAUGCGGGCGCAAAACCUAAUGUGCUAUAUUGGCCACGAAGGCACAUAUACGCCUGCACACAGGGAGAUGUGUGCAUCCCUUGGUCAAAAUAUCAUGGUGGAAGCUUCCGACGGCUCGGGUCCAAAUGAGAAGCCAGGAAGCUCGAUAUGGUUCAUGACUGAAAGCAAGGAUCGCGAGGUUGUUCGCGAAUACUUCAUGUCCAUUCUGGGUCACGACAUUGAGGUUGAGAAGCACUUUGCACAGAUCAACGCUUGGAAAAAGGCACCAUUUGACGUCUACAUUGUAGACCAGCGCCCGGGCGAUUUCAUUCUCAUCCCACCCUUAGCUGCGCACCAAGUCUGGAACAGGGGAACCCGGACAAUGAAGGUUGCAUGGAAUCGAACUACUGCCGAAACUCUUGACAUGGCCCUACACGAAGCUCUUCCGAAAGCACAACUUGUUUGCCGAGAUGAACAAUACAAAAACAAGGCCAUAAUUUACUACACCUUGUCUAAAUACCACAAGAAGCUCCAGGUCCUAGAGGAAAACGCCGAACAGGCCCAGGUAAAUUUUAUGGGCCUUGGCCAAGAUAUUGUCAAAAGCUCGCCACGCGCCAAACAGUUGGCCGAUGACUUCAAGAAACUCUUGGGCUUGUUUACUGAAAUAAUCAUGGACGAGAUGUUUGCAUACAAGGUAGACAAAGUCGAAUUUCUCGAGUACGACUCGUGCGUCACCUGCUCAUACUGCCGAAGCAAUAUCUUCAAUCGCUUUCUGACUUGCAAGAAUUGCGUUCGGCCUUUGAUCAAUGGAGAAGAAGAUGCGUAUGACAUCUGUAUGGACUGUUAUGCUAUGGGACGCUCCUGCGCUUGCUUAUCGAAGUUGCAGUGGUGCGAGCAGUGGUCCUGGUCUAAACUCGUGGCCAAUUACGAGAGUUGGCGGGCCAUGGUUAUCAAGAAUGACGGCUUCGUGGACUUCGAAAGUUCCCCCCAGCCUCUUGAAGUUGCGCGGCAACGAGCAGCGAAGAAAUCACUCGCGCAGAUCUGUCAAGAGGCUCUGAAAAGACGGCCGUGGAAGGACAUUACCAAACCAGAACGCGAGAAGACACCGAGUGAUUCCGAACCAGGCGUAGACGACGAAAGGCCUAAGAAGAAACAUAAGCGAAAGCAGAAGAAGGGAGAGCUCCGACGGUGCCAUGUUUGCUGUCACAAGGACUAUACCUAUCGACUUCACGAGUGUUCAAAUCCAGGCUGUUCGGAGGCCUAUUGCUACGGCGUGCUUUACAGGGCUUUUGGCAUGAUGCCUCGAAAAGUUCUCGAGGAUGAACAAUGGCAAUGUCCGAAAUGCCAGGGCAUCUGCAACUGCGGUGCCUGCCGCCGGGUAGGCAAUACAAUUCCUUACAUGCCCAAGAACACAUUGCUUGGGCACGACACUCGUUUAAUUGCCGACGACCGCAGUGUCGAGGCACUUGUUGAUUUCCGAUUGCACAAUCUGUCUUGGCUGAAGGCCGCCGGAGACGACAGCCGGAGCAAGGAUAGCAAGAGGAUGCAGCGUCUUAGGGAACAAGCCAAUGACGCUAAGGCUCAAGAUGCCACGCAUAAUGAAGAGGCUCAGAUGGCAAUACGAGCCCACGGUGACCCUAAUUCCUUGCGAGAUGCUCACGCCAACGGCGCCAGUGCUCAAAGCUACGGGGACCAAAGUCAUGUCCUUGGCAGCCAGGAGGAGCCUCCCACCGCCGACUACCCACCGAACGGGUUUGGCCACUUCAGGACAGCGGUCAUGAAUGGCGACAACGAUCUCUCGAUGACAAUGGAUGCACCCUUUGAAGAAGAGCAAAACAACUCACUGUACCCGGAUCCGCCCAUGGCCGUGCGCCAGCGCGUCGGCAUGGGCUACUACGAACAGGAUGAUACGCCGGACAAGAUUCUGUUUGAUCCUUACCAGGCUCCGAACCCUGAUGCCAUGCGUCUAGACGAGCCCGAGAUAUCUGAGUUUGUAAAGAAGACCAUACGGGCUGCUAAGAGGAGAGCGCGGAGAGAAAACGAGGAUCCCGAAUUCGUCGUUGGUAAAUACGCAAGGAGACACCGUCCACCUAGGGGACCAGCACCUCAGCCCGACACGCAGCCUGACCCUCUGGACAGUAUGGACCCAGCCUUGUUCGACGAGGAACUGCCAACGCCAGAUGGUGCAGCAAGCCAUCCAGUUGCCGAACCAGAUCCCGCACAGCAGGAGGGACAGCAUGCCCAACAUGUCACAGACGCCGAAGCUAAAUCGCGACGUCCUAGGGCGCAGAGUGGCCGAACGAUGCCCCAAUAUGAUCCAAACGAGCCUAUUCUACGACAUGCAAAACCUCGUAUACCAUACGCUGAGCGAGAGGAGGAUGAGAUUGAGGAGGUUGAGGUGGGACAGCCCACUAAGCGUAGAAGGUCCAACGGUGAAAAGGCACCAGAUUCUAUGGACAUUGAUACCGGGACGGGCCAGGAAUCUCAAACGGAUCAGGGGCCUCGGACGGGUGGAAUACUCGAGCAACGUCAACCUGAGACAGAGCCGCAAGAGCUAGCGCGCACGAGGAGCGGACGCCCUACCAGAUCGGCUGUCAACUACGAAGACGGGAGUGAUGGGCGAGAUACAUCACCAGGGUAUGGGGAGAAGCCGAUGUCUAGACGGCGCGGACGUUCCCGAAAAAUCGGCGUUUCCACUGUUCUAGGAGCUUCUGCAGGCCAAAAGGCUGAUGAAGAUUCAUCUUCCGACGAAGGCUCAAAUGCCCGCCGCCCAAGAGGUCGCCCGCCCAGAUCGCAGGCAGCAACGUCGAGGACAGGCUCGGCCAAGGAAGAUGCUGUAUUGCCGUCGCGGGGCAUGCAGCUUCUCUCCAUGUCCGAACGCAUGGCGUUGAAGGGCAAGAAAUUCAAAAUGGGCAAGCGUAAGUCACCAGGUGCCGACGAACGAGGGUCCCUCUACGCCAAACGACAAGUCGACAACUACUACUCCAAAUACCCGGUCCGCGACAUCAAGGCCUUCUCAGCAGGAACCCGUAUCGACUCCAAAGGACAGGACGAAGAAUGCAGGUGGCUCACGACGCAAGUCUGGUAG